Molecule: messenger RNA, 6541 nt
Organism: Carassius gibelio (silver crucian carp)
Lineage: Eukaryota; Metazoa; Chordata; Actinopteri; Cypriniformes; Cyprinidae
Product: protein dispatched homolog 3
Exons: 21
Coding region: 246-4253 (1335 amino acids)
Cellular component (GO): membrane
Source: RefSeq, a predicted model, not a curated record
GCUCUGAACACUCAGUACAGGGACACAACAGAAGCAGUGCAAACAAACAGCUGCCAACACAACGCAAAGCGAGCCCAGAAAUCCCGCAGUGACUGAAACACGAGGAGUCUUGUGUUACAGUAAGAUUUCUCGAAGUAGUUUGUGCUGUUUACAGUAAGAAACCAAGACAAGUGCUUUGACUGCAGCGCUGACUGACUCGCUCUCAUCGAGGAAGCGCAAACCUUCACGUGCGCUCAGUGUCAUCCAUGGAUUCGGAAGAUGAACCCUUGUUGCUCCAAGGUACCUGGAACCUAAGUGAGUUUGAGGAGCAAGAGGAGGAGGAAGAGGAAGAGGAAAGAGAUGGAGAAACAGAACUAGUAAAUGGAGAGGAACAGGUCUGUAAAGGGUUUUGGUGGGCUUUGGGCUGGGUGUACACACAACCCUGGGCGAGCGGGCUGGUUCUGGCCGUGGGAUUUCUGGUACCCUUUGCCCUCUCUGCUUAUAUGUUCCUUCACUGUGAACCACUAGACAUCGACCUUUCUUACAGCGCAUUCGAGGUCAGGAGUCAUGCAUCAGCAGAACAUUUUGACGCUCUUACCAUUGCACUGAAAAGCCAGUUAGGGUCUUGGGACAGGCACAGGCGGGACGCCGAGGGAUUUGACCUUGAAGCCAAUGCUCUGAGGGACCUUUUGUUGCUCAUGGUAAACCGAAAAGGGAAGGAUUACUCUACACAGAUGAAUGUGACAGAAUCCGCAGAGAUCUUGGGACAGACUGAGAUGGAGGCACACAAUGACACCAGACAGUUUGGAAAUGAGAAAAACAACAAGAUGGAAGAGGAAAAGACAGACUCUGUCAAGCCAAACAUAGCAGUAAAGCUCAAUUCAAGUGAUACCGAAGAUCACAGGAAACCAGACUCACUCUUAACGAGGAAGCGAAGAUUUGCUGGUUACUCCUACCUCCAGACCCAGGCCCUCUGGAGGAUCGAGCUAGUGUUUGUGGCCCAGGGCGACAAGGAUAAUAACAUCUUCACCCCCGAACGCCUUCACACCAUACACCAUGUAGAGAGACUUCUAAUGCAGCACCCUCAGUUUCAGCAGUUCUGUUGGAAGCCAUUGGAGGCAUUGCGAGACUUGCCACUGGGACCUUCCUUCUGCUCCCCUCCAAGCUCCCUUCUGUCCUACCUCUUUCCCAGUGAGCGAAGGGGGAAGAUCUACUAUGAUGGAAUGGGUCCCGAUCUAGCUGACAUACAUGGGGCCCUGAGCCUGGCGAUCACUCAUCCGCAGUUUUACUGGUACGUGGAUGAGACACUCACACCAGACAAGCUUCAGUCCUCUCUUCUUCGCAGUGAGAUCCAUUUUGGAGCUCCUCUCCCCUCCUUCUACUCUCUCCAAGACAGACCUCUAGAACAGAGACAUCUCUACAGAGAUUUUGUGGUGCAGUAUGCGGACAUCCUGUCACAACAAUCCACCAGUAAAGUGAAGGUGUUGUACGGGGGUACGGAGUUAUUUGAUGAUGAGGUGCGGAAGACCUUCCACAGUGACAUGUUGCUGGCGUUGUUCAGUGGGGGAUGCAUUACUGUCCUUGUGUACGUUCUCACUUCAUUUUCUGUGUUUCAGACGUUCUUCGGCUUGGCCAGUAUUGGUCUGAGCUGUCUCGUGGCGCUCUUCUUGUAUCAUGUGGUGUUUGGAGUCAAAUAUCUGGGCAUUCUCAAUGGAGUGGCAGCUUUCGUCAUCAUAGGCAUUGGUGUGGAUGACGUGUUUGUGUUCAUCAGUACGUUCAGACAGUCAACCCACCUGACCUCUUCAAUGCAGCGUAUGAUUUACACAAUAAAGACAGCAGGCCGAGCCACGUUCCUCACGUCCUUCACAACAGCAGCUGCAUAUGCUGCAAACACCUUCUCACAGAUCCCAGCGGUUCAUGACUUCGGUCUGUUCAUGUCUCUCAUUGUGAGCUGCUGCUGGCUUUGGGUGUCCAUUCUCAUGCCUGCUGCCCUUUGCAUCUGGAGUCAGUGUGGAGCUGACCGUGCCAACACCUGUCCCAAAUGGUGGAGCACUCUAACUAAACUGUCCGCCAGUCCCAGUCCCCUCUCAGAUGAUGAUGAUGUUGCUCUAAUAACGGUAGAAAUGGAACCAGGUGAGUACCAGUCUGAAUCGGAUGCGGCGCUGCUGUCGCUCUCAGCCGAAGCUCCUUUGACGGUGUCCUCUGAGGGCAGUGUAGGGGUGGUCAGCGCGCACCUUCAGAGGCUUCUGAGACACUGGGUGGCAGAGCCAGUGGUGGAGAAACGGAAAACCAUUAUAGGUGUGUAUGCUCUGGUUCUGCUGGGCUCGGUGUGGUGCUGUUGUCUCCUGCGGCCGGCCAGUCACGCGCCUGUGCUCUUCCACAGAGACACCAACUUACAGAGACUGCUGGACCUGCGCAGCAACCUGAGCGCCCAGGGCAUCGCCUGCCAUAUGUGCUCGGGUGUUUUUAUGGAGCGACCUCAUAAUCUACACAGCACUGCUGACUCCACAAGCUCUACCUCAGGGAACCAUCCCACAAUCCCCUCAAACCAGACCGAGCCAGCAUCCAACAACAGCGCGCAGACACUCACAGGUGGUCUCCUUACUAUCUAUGUGUUUAAACUGGACAUGGGCUCUGUUGUCCCUGUAUACCGUUAUUCACUAAGUGCCAGCGUACCUGCACCGUGGCAGGCAUCAUCGUCUGCACACGGGGAUGUGCCCUUCUUUCAGGCCUACAGCAGUCCCCAUAGCAACUUCAGCACGCGGGUGAGCGUGUGUGUGUCUCACGCGUAUCACCCGCGCCCUCGCUGGAUGCUGACUCUGCACUCGUGUGACUCCGGCCGGCGCUGGAGAUCAGAGUUUGACUUCUACGUGGCGUCGGUGGAGCAGCGGCACAGCAGGCGACUCUAUUUUGCCCAGCACACGAUCAGCCCGUAUCCUAGUCGUGUGUGUGAGGGGCCGCCAGGGUGUGUGUUCAGCUCUGGACCUGAUGGACCCACUCAGGGCAGCUUCUACGCCCCGCUACCUGCAGCUCCCACCCAGAAUAAGAUCUCCAGGACAUCCGGCUUUAACCCCUGUCGUGGAGGUCAGUGUGGGAAACCAGCCGUGCGUCCUCUAGUGGACACUGGAGCCAUGGUGUUUGUGGUGUUCGGCAUACUGGGCAUCAACCGCACUCAGCGUUCAGACAACCAUGUUAUUGGAGACCUGGGUAGUGUGAUCUUUGAUCCAGACUUUGAUGUUUUUAAUGAGAUCGGGCACUUGUGCAAGCUGUGCAAAGCCAUCAGUGCCAAUACCAAGCUGGUGAAGCCUGGUGGAGCUCAGUGUUUGCCAUCAGGUAACAGCCUCACAUCCAUUCUGCCAUUGCUCCAUCCUGAGUGUCACUCUCUUCCUGAGCCCAACCUCUUGCCUGGCCAGCUAUCCCAUGGUGCAGUGGGCAUGCAGGGGGGUAGAGUGCACUGGAUCUCCAUGGCUUUUGAAUCCACCACCUACAAGGGAAAGUCUUCGUUUCAGACUCACUCUGAUUUCCUUCAAUGGGAGAGUUUCCUGCAGAAGCAGCUCAUGUCACUCCCAGCAUCCUCGGCCCUGAGACGAGGCUUUCAGACCUGCCAACACUGGAAACAGAUCUUCAUGGAAAUUAUAGGUGUGGAGAGCGCCCUCUACAGUCUCCUGCUGUCACUUGCCAUUUGCAUCGCAUCGGUAGCUGUGUUUACUGCUCAUCCGCUUCUGCUGCUGCCAAUUCUGCUGAGCAUUCUGGGUAUGGUGUGUCUGGUGGUGGCGGUGAUGUAUUGGCUGGGAUGGGAGAUGGGUGCAGUCGAAGCCAUCUCUCUCUCAAUACUGGUGGGCUCUUCGGUGGACUAUUGCCUUCAUCUAGUAGAGGGAUAUUUACUGGCAGGGGAGGCUGACAGCUCAGGACUGGCCAGUCACAGUUCGGAGUCCUCCAUCAAAAGGCAGACACGGACCCUCGAUGCAGCCAAUCACGUGGGCGUUGCUAUAGUUUCCAGUGCCGUCACUACGGUGAUUUCAACCAUUCCGCUCUUUUUUUGUGUCAUCAUGCCUUUCGCCAAGUUCGGUCAGAUUGUGGCCAUCAACACGGCCAUUUCCAUCGCCUUCACGCUCACCGUCACGACCGCACUGCUGGCCACGAUGGGUCCCGCCGACUUCACCCGUCCUCCCAGAGCCGUGCUCAAAGCCACUCUGGUGGUCCUGAUCGUGGGGGUCUGUGGAGGUCUGCUGUGGUGGACCGGGUCACAGUUCGCUCCGGACACACUGGUCUGAAUCACACAUCCUUCACCGACCAGGUGGAUUUCAAGUGAGCAACUGUGGUCAUUUGUACUGUUGAGAUGACAUAUGUGAACUCUUUGGGAAGUGAAGUAUUUGACACAUGUGGAACACUGUUAGAAAUUAGGAAACCCAGUCUGCAUGAAGGUAGCGAGUCCUGACAGACAUGGGAAAUGAUGUCAGACACAUUUAGGUGAAUAAGUGUCUGUGCUAGCAAGAAUCGCUGUCAGAGAGCCGACUAUUCCUCAUUGGUUUGUAUUUUAUUCACAACCUGGACUGAAGUUGGGGACACGAGUGAGCAUGUGUCUUAUUUUGGUUCAAGUGAGACAAGGCCCUGAAGUCUCAGAAAAGAAGAACAUGAAUUCUGUGAAUUCAUCUCGUCUGAGGCAGGACAACACCGAAGGAGAAAGAAAGUGUAAGAUGAAGCUACUUACUCGUCGCCCUUGAUGGUCAAGUUUGGUUGAAGUCAACAUGAAAUGACAUUCACAGUCCAGUUUACUUUAGCAAAUUCCGAGUGAAACAGGAUAUUAGGAACAAAAGUUUUAGCAAAGCCAAUCUCAUUAGAAAACAUAGCUAUUUUAAGAGGUGGCGAUUUUGUAAAAAUCAAUACAAUGUGAUUUUUAGAAAAAGAAAAAGAAAAAAAGGAAUGGAUAAAAAGGCAUGAUGGUUCACCCCAAAUAAGACCUUCUCUGAUAAGUAGAUUGUACAAAAAAAAAAAAAGACAAAGAAAAAAAGAUCUAAGAGCUAAUUCUCCAUUAUGAAUGAGAUCCAGUUUACCAAAAUGUACAAAAAUGUAUAUACUGUAUAUAUGUAUAUAUUAGGGCUGGUAAGCGAUUUACAAUUGCAAUGUUUUAUCUAAUUAAUUACAUGAUGUGAUGAUUAAUUAAUCUAAUUAAUCGCACAUCAAAUUUGGAGAAAUUACUCUGAAAACAUAAUUUAGCAUCAAACAGAGAUUACAAAAAGUAGGUUCAGCAAGAAAUAUUUUAUUUGAUAAAAUGUAUUACUCUUUUGGACCAUGUGAGUAAAUGAUGACAGAAUUGUCAUUUUUGGUUGGGUGAACUAUAACUUUAAUAAUUUAUUUUCUUAAUUUUAUUAUUAUUACUAUAAAAAUAUUCAAUUAUUUAUUUAAUGAAACGACACUCUAAAUUAACUAAAACUGCCAGUAGGUGGUGGUAAAUGUCUUAAUGAUUAAGUCAUUUAUUCAUUCGUUUGAUUCGUUCUUGGCUGAUUCAUUCAGGAGUGAAGUAAAUGGUUCUUUAUGAAUGGUUCAUUGAAUCAUUAAGGCUUGUUCAUGUGGUUUUUGUUCGGGUCAUCACCAUCAGACCGAUCGGUGUGUGACAUCAAAGAACUGCUUUAGAGAGCCGACGACUCCUUUUGCUUUUGAAAUGACUCUCGCGGUACUUUGAUGUCAUACACCAAUCGGUCUGUGCAGCGCCGCUUCAAAGCCAGCACGACUAUGGUCGAUGGUUCAACGCGCCAAAUGGUUCACCAAAUUAAUUCAAAAUGCUGCUGUGGGUUGAUCGGAGAUGAACAGUCUGCUUUGUCUUUAUCUUCUGGUUUGCAAAAAUGAGCAAAAUAGACAAUAUUGUGUCUAAAAUAACACAAUAUUUACUUCUUAAUGAGUUGAGUAUCACAUUUGCACUUAGCGUACUUCUCGUGUGAUAUUUCUUUACUAUGUGAUUUAAAUAUGAGAAUUUUUUUAAAAUAUUUUAGAGACAUUCUCUAGGCUCCAUCACGCAGUAAGUUGUUGCCGUGUCUCAUAUUACUCAUCAGUCGGCUGUAUUAAAUGGCAGAUGAUCCACAUCGGUCUGGGCCGGGGCAAGUGCGUUAAAUGCGUUAAUAAUUUUAAUGCGUUAUUUUUUCUCCAUAAUUAAUUCAUCUAAUUAACACGUUAAAUGACCCGCCCUAAUAUAUAUGUAGCUUAUUGCCAUAUCAUUUUAUCUAUCACGAUUUGAUAGGUUGGUAAAAACUCAGGUUCACCAUCCAGAUUAUUUUAAUGUGUCAGAUUGAACAAUUUUUAAAAACCUGUACAGUACAAGAACAAAACAAAACUAAUUAACAAAAUGUCUAUUGUUUAACAUUACCCAGUAGUUCACACAGCCUUGGUUACAGAUGAAAAAGUAAGAGACAGAAAUUAGUGUUAUCAAUUACAUAGUUUUACUUAAUAAAAUAAAGCUGAAAUAAAAAAAGGUAUUACAUAAUAAAACUUAAAAGGUUUCAUUGGCAACUCACUGAAAAUGUGAAAAAACUAAAAUUACAAAAAUAAAAAAAUAACUAGAAGUAAA